Molecule: messenger RNA, 4918 nt
Organism: Cydia pomonella (codling moth)
Lineage: Eukaryota; Metazoa; Arthropoda; Insecta; Lepidoptera; Tortricidae
Gene: E(Pc)
Exons: 29
Biological process (GO): regulation of transcription by RNA polymerase II
Cellular component (GO): piccolo histone acetyltransferase complex
Source: RefSeq, a predicted model, not a curated record
UAAAAAUACUACUUAAUUAAUAAAUAAAUACAGUUAAUAAUUAUAAUAUAAUAAAAUUUAACGUUUUAAAUAUAUUUUGUAAUUAAUUUCGUUUAAAAAACAAUAACAGUCAGAAAAUUGCUUCAAAAGUUUCCGCGUGUUUCCUUCCCGCGCACAUCGUGCUAGGUGGAAGUUGGUCAUGGUCGUCCGACAAACGGAAAGCCGCCAUGAUGGCUUUCUGUAAAGUACGCUCAAUAUGUAAAGUUUCGUUACGGUUUUUCAUUAAUUGUGACUGAGUGCGUGCAAAAAUUAACCAUGGGAACGAACUAGAGUGUGUUAAGUUCAGUUUACGGUCCUUUAGGACCUCCUGGAGGAGCUAUAAAGUGUUUUAUGAGUGCAUUUUUGUGUCGACGCUAGCGUGUUUUGUUCUGUCAACAAAAUGUCGAAGCUCUCGUUUAGGGCGAGGGCCCUGGAUGCGUCGAAGCCAAUGCCGAUAUAUCUCGCCGAGGAGCUUCCGGAUUUACCGGACUACUCGGCGAUUAAUCGUGCAGUACCUCAAAUGCCCUCUGGAAUGGAAAAAGAGGAGGAAUGUGAGCACCACCUCCAGAGGGCGAUAUGCACGGGGCUCAUCAUACCCACGCCGGAAGUAUGCGACGUCCAGGACCUCGAGUUCUACGAGCGGUGCUACCCGCCCGACUACAAGAUGCCCAAGCAGCACAUACACAUGCAGCCGCUAUGGCAGGAACAAGAGGCGCCAGAGUACGACAUCGACUCCGAGGACGAGCGGUGGCUGAAGCAGCAGAGGCAUCCGGAACUCACAGAAUUAAUGUUCGAACAAAUGAUGGACAAGCUAGAAAAGAGUUCCGGACAGACGGUGGUGACGCUGAACGAGGCCAAGCUCCUGCUGGAGAGGCACGACGACCUGGUCAUCGCCGUCUACGACUACUGGCUCAACAAGAGGCUCAAGACUCAACACCCUCUGAUCCUGUCGGUAAAGACUGAAAGCCGGCCUGGGCAGUCGUCUAACAACCCCUACCUCGCGUUCCGACGCCGCACGGAGAAGAUGCAGACCAGAAAGAACAGGAAAAACGACGAGAGCUCGUACGAAAAGAUGCUCAAGCUACGGCGAGAGCUUGCGCGGGCUCUGUCACUCCUGGAGAUGGUCGCGCGGCGGGAGAAGGCCAAGCGGGAGCUGCUCCGGCUCACUGCCGCCAUCGCCGAGCGGAGGUACCACGCGGGAGACUUCACCGAGCCUCAGCCUAGAUGGUCGCGCGGCGGGAGAAGGCCAAGCGGGAGCUGCUCCGGCUCACUGCCGCCAUCGCCGAGCGGAGGUACCACGCGGGAGACUUCACCGAGCCUCAGCCUAGCGACAACACUGUCGCUCCUGGAGAUGGUCGCGCGGCGGGAGAAGGCCAAGCGGGAGCUGCUCCGGCUCACUGCCGCCAUCGCCGAGCGGAGGUACCACGCGGGAGACUUCACCGAGCCUCAGCCUAGAGUGGUGGUGGGCAGCGCGGCGCCGGCGCCGGCGCGCGCGCGCGCGGAGUUCCCCCCGCACUACCCGCCGCGCGCGCCGCCGCCGCCCCUCGACACGCCCCGACAGCGGGAAAAGCGUCCGUACAAGAGACGGAAACACAGGCACCACGCGGCCGCCGCCGGCGCCGGCCACCGAGAGCCCGCGUCGUCGUCGGAGGAGGAGGCGCGCCUGGACGCCGGCUCGCCGCCCGACGACGGGCCCUUCGCCUUCCGGAGGAAACCCGGCUGCUACUACGAGAUGCCAACCUCAACGCUCAGCGGCGACCCCGUGGAUCCGGAUAACAAGGAUGGGCUUUUCGAACACGAGCUUGACGAAAGGCAUAGGUUCAACCUCACGUCGCUGUCGGAGCCGUACCGGCGCUGCGUGGGGUUCGCGCGUCUGCGGCGCGGGCGCGGCGGAAGGCUGGCGCUGGACCGGCUGCGGCACCCGCUGGAUGACCUGUGGAGCCAGCUGCCGCCGCCGCCGCACCACAGCCAGCUGGCGGAGGAGGUGAGUAGCCGAGAGCUAGAGGUGGACCUCGAAACAAAAGUGCACAGAACGCCCAAAGAAAUCAGUCGCGACUACCACGCCACAGGGAAAUACCCGUGGCGACACGCCUUCCGCAAGCACCUCCGCAACAACCCCCACCUCUGGAUCAAGGACGAACCCGACCUCAAGGAUGUGGACCUUAAGGAUGUUGACAUCAAGGACGUUGACCUCGGGGUCAAGUGCAAAGUGGAGCCGGAGCUCAAAAGUGAUAUUAGUGUUAGGACUAUAGACAGUGAAUUGAGAAAGCGCGCGUGGAGCAGUAGUGAGGACAGUGAUAGCAGUUUGCAGCCCGUUGAACAGGAGUUUGAGAAGUUUAUCGAUGAAGUUAAUAAGAAAUGGUUACAUUUCCGACCGAAAACGCCGCCCCCCUCCCCGCCGCGCCCGCCGGCCGCCGACGCGCUGCCCGUGGCGCCCCGCACGGCGCUGCGCGUGGAGCUGCGCCAGCCCGGCGCGCCCGCCUUCACCACCGAGCCCUUCACGCUCGCCGACCUCGUGCCCGAGCUGGGGGACCUUCACAAACACAUAGGAUUAUCGGAAGACCGAGGCGAAACCCUCCCCUCGGAAUCGGAGCUGAAGCUGGACGAGAGUGGUCGGCAGAAGCUGGCGACGGAUCCUUUUUUAUCCCACGGCCGGGGUCCUAUGGCGCGGGACCCCACGUUCGGCAGCAGCGCCGUGCGCGUCACGCACGACACACCCUCUAUCUACAUGGAUAGACCCGCUCCGGUCGCGCCGCCGCCGCCGCCGCCGCCGCCGCCGCCCAGGAAGGAGGCCGCGGCGCCGGACCCCGUGCCGGCCUCCCGCCUCAUCGUGGAGGAGGUCAACGAGGUGCCGCAGAUAAAACUAGAAAAGAAGAAAAAAGACGACACGAUAGAGGAGAUCCAGUUAGCGCACGGCGUGCAGCUGAAGACCGUGCAGACGAAGCACUCACCGCUCAAGAAGCACAUCAUCACGUCCGCGCGCCGCGCCGACCACGAGCCGCAGCUCCGCGCGCAGGUCACGGACACGCUGAAGGUACGCCACUCUACACUUUAUUCACAGCUAUUCAUUAGGGUUUUGUUUGAGACAUAUCGAGAUAAGGCCAAAAAGUACACCCACACUUUAGCACGAGCGGUUAAACAACAACUUUGCCCCCUUGUAAAACAAAUAACUAUUUUAUCAUUUUUUUUUUUAAAUUGUGAUGUGUUUGUUCGUCAGGUGCGGCUACAAAAUCAUCUGCUGUCGUCGCAGGCCAGCGUGGUGAGCAGCGGCGCCGCGGUGGUGGGGCUGGUGCAGAACGGGCCCUUCACCGCCGUCCCGUCGCAGCCAGGCGUGGCGAGCUCCGCCGUGGCGGUGUCGGUGGCGGGCACGUCGUCCCCGCGGCGCGGCGCCCCGCUCGUGCCGCUGGGCGCGCGCGGCGGGCUGCUGGCCGCGCCCGUGGUGGUGGGCACGGUGGGCGUGGGCGUGGGCGUCGGCGUGGGCGUGGGCGUGGGCGCGCAGAACAAGCUCAAGGUGCUGCACGCGCACCCGCUCACGCACGAGCAGCGCGCGCAGCUGCUGCAGGCGCGCGCGCACGGCAUCACUCCCCUGCCGGCGGUGGUAUCGCUGGCGACCCUCGAAGCCAAGUCCAGCAACACGACGGCCAUCCUGAAGGCGGCGCCGGGCUCCGUGGCGCAGUUUUUCGAGAUCAAGGGCGGGCAGCUCGGCAAGGGCCCGCACCUGGUCAACGUGGUGCGCCAGCCGCCGCCCAGGCCGCACGGCGCCGACAAGAAGCCGCGCCAGGUCGUGGCCGCCAUCGACCACCAGGCGCUCAAAGGUCAGUACCGCCGCCCAGGCCGCACGGCGCCGACAAGAAGCCGCGCCAGGUCGUGGCCGCCAUCGACCACCAGGCGCUCAAAGUUCCUCGAGACCAAGGGCGGGCAGCUCGGCAAGGGCCCGCACCUGGUCAACGUGGUGCGCCAGCCGCCGCCCAGGCCGCACGGCGCCGACAAGAAGCCGCGCCAGGUCGUGGCCGCCAUCGACCACCAGCUCGGCAAGGGCCCGCACCUGGUCAACGUGGUGCGCCAGCCGCCGCCCAGGCCGCACGGCGCCGACAAGAAGCCGCGCCAGGUCGUGGCCGCCAUCGACCACCAGGCGCUCAAAGGUCAGCAGCCAGGGUUCCUCGAGACCAAGGGCGGGCAGCUCGGCAAGGGCCCGCACCUGGUCAACGUGGUGCGCCAGCCGCCGCCCAGGCCGCACGGCGCCGACAAGAAGCCGCGCCAGGUCGUGGCCGCCAUCGACCACCAGGCGCUCAAAGGUGGUGUAGCAGCAGCGACAGCAGCCCGCGGCCGGGUGCCCCUGUCCCUGGACGGACGGCAACUAGUCCGCGCCGCGCUGCCCACCGUGCGCGGCGCCGCGCCGCAGCUGCUGCGCCACCAGAUCCAGCUCAAGCACCGCCGCGACCACCAGCCCACCAUCUCCAUAGGUACCGUACCUCUUCCUGGCCGGUAGCAGUCCGCGCCCACCAUCUCCAUAGCUGCACCAACGAAGACAGCGUCCAUCCCGUCGUCCGUGGUGGCCAACCUGCUGCAGAAGAACGUGUCGCUGGGCGCGCCGCGCCUGUCGCUGCCGCAGUCGGCGGGCGUGCAGGCCAUCGCCUUCUCCGCCGCGCAGCUCAAGGCGCGCCAGGCGCGGCUCGUGCCGGCGCGGCCCGUGCCCCGACCCGAGCUGGCGGAGGCGGCGGCGACGUCGAGCGCGGCGCCGGCGGCCGACGGCGAGCCGCCCAACGGCAGCGUGCGGCGCCGCGCGCAGGACACGCUGCCCAUGGAGGUCACGUGACAACCGCCCGCUCCGGCCCGCGGGCUCCCCGCGUCCGACACGUCGCCCGACAAGCUGCCCGACAAGCUGCCCGACAAGUCGCCC